Molecule: messenger RNA, 1918 nt
Organism: Manis javanica (Malayan pangolin)
Lineage: Eukaryota; Metazoa; Chordata; Mammalia; Pholidota; Manidae
Gene: NOAZFP
Product: zinc finger protein 330
Cellular component (GO): nucleus
Molecular function (GO): zinc ion binding
Source: RefSeq, a predicted model, not a curated record
UUGGGUGGGUGCCCAUCCCAGGACUGACGUUUAUGGCUGGGACUGGGGUUGGGAAAGAGCGGAUUACAUAGUACAGAUGGGACAGGGUCAUUUCUAGAGAAGAGUGAUACGGGACAGACAUAACAAGAAAUGACUCACAUACAUAAAUAUAUAUAACGAAGGCCAGACUUUAGUAGUGUUGCCAUAAAGGUACAGUUAAUCCUAAAGUACAUUAGGAUUGAGAGGUGGUGAAGUUGACUGUGUGGACAGCAUAAAUACAUAUAACGAAGGCCAGACAUUAGUAAUUUAGUGUUGCCAUAAAGGUACAGUUAAUCAUAAAGUACGUUAGGAUUGAGAGGUGGUGAAGUUGAGUGUGUGGAUGGUGUCCAGUUCACAGCGGCGGUGGGAUCAUCACCAUAACUUUGAACAGGAAUGUGACAAGUGUCAGAGACGGCAGAAGAAUAGAGCAUUUUGCUAUUUUUGUAAUUCUGUACAGAAGUUACCAAUUUGUGCACAGUGUGGGAAAACAAAAUGCAUGAUGAAAUCUUCAGACUGUGUCAUAAAGCAUGCUGGUGUCUAUAGUACUGGCCUUGCAAUGGUGGGUGCAAUAUGUGACUUCUGUGAAGCUUGGGUUUGCCAUGGUAGGAAAUGUCUCAGUACACAUGCCUGUGCCUGCCCUCUUACUGAUGCCGAAUGUGUGGAAUGUGAACGAGGUGUCUGGGACCAUGGAGGCAGAAUAUUCAGUUGUUCUUUUUGCCAUAACUUUCUCUGUGAAGAUGAUCAAUUUGAACAUCAAGCCAGCUGCCAGGUUUUAGAGGCGGAAACAUUUAAAUGUGUUUCAUGCAAUCGGCUUGGCCAGCAUUCCUGUCUCCGUUGUAAGGCUUGUUUCUGUGAUGAUCAUACAAGGAGCAAGGUGUUUAAGCAAGAAAAAGGGAAACAGCCUCCCUGCCCCAAAUGUGGACAUGAAACUCAGGAAACUAAGGACCUGAGCAUGUCAACACGCUCCCUGAAAUUUGGUAGGCAGGCUGGAGGUGAAGAGGGAGAUGGAGCUUCUGGGUCUGACGCCUACUGGAAGAGCCUCUCAUCUGAUAGGUAUGGUGACGCCAGCUGCCGUGACGAGGAGGAGGAUGAAGAGGAUGAAGACGAAGGUGGAAAGGACUCAGAUGCCGAGUCAUCAGACUUGUUUACAAAUCUAAAUUUAGGAAGGACCUAUGCCAGUGGCCAUGCUCACUAUGAGGAACAGGAGAACUAGGAGAGCUGCUUGCUCCCUGGUGACUGUAUCUGAGAGGAGCAGGAAAGGGUGUGCUUGAUGAGCUUUGUGUGUAUGUUUAAAAGUACUGUCACUUAGCCUUGUGCAAAGGAGGAGUCUCACUGGGCCAAGUAGUAGGGAAUAGCAUUUUCAUAGGAACUGAAAAUCAGGCUUGUAGCAGAAAGUAAAAUGAGUUUCAUAUGUAAGAUGUUUAUGAUCCAAGCAUUUGAAGCAUCGUGGACUGGAUUUUACUGAUUUCAGUAAUCCAGUAGGUUUUGCCAGUAAGAUACAUAAACAGAAUAAAGGAGUAGGACAGUAAUAUAUUUGUUUGAAAUAUAUUAAAAAAAAACACUGCUUAUGAAUUCAUUUUGUCUGAUUUGUAAAAUGUAAUGGGUAAAAUGCACUACUGUAUUAUUUCCUUGUAUGUCCACAGGACAAAUGUCAGAUGUUAUAUGCUAAAUUUUCACUAAAUAUUCAUGUUAUCUUAAGUAGUCAUGAUUUGUAUGCUUUUGCAAUUGGCUUAUUCAUUUCUUUCUUUGCAGUAUAUGCCCUGAAUAGUACCUGUUAUUUCUGUAUAGACAAAGGCAACUACAUAGUCAUUUUUCAGAAACUCAGAAUCAAAAACAGUGUUACAGCUUUAUCCAGGAAAUACCAUUUCUCUUUGAAUAAAUCUAGUAUUUCACUUACAUA